Molecule: messenger RNA, 639 nt
Organism: Hydractinia symbiolongicarpus
Lineage: Eukaryota; Metazoa; Cnidaria; Hydrozoa; Anthoathecata; Hydractiniidae
Exons: 2
Coding region: 1-639 (212 amino acids)
Source: RefSeq, a predicted model, not a curated record
AUGUCGUUAAAUGAAAUACGCACAGCCUCAGAAAAUGAUGACGAAAUUCAAGAAAUACGUAAAGCACUUACAUCCGACAAAUGGUCAUCGUUACAAAAAUAUGAAGUUUAUAAAGAAGAAUUUUGUGAAAAAUCAUUAGUGCAGGAAAUCAUGGAAAUAGCACAUCGUUCAUGUCUUGGUAUAGUAAAAUUAAAAAGUUUGCUACGUUGCAAAGUUUAUUGGUACAACAUGGACAGAGACAUCGAAAAUCUCAUUCAAUCAUGUCCAUCAUGUCAAAAGAUAGGGAGACACAACAAACCAACACCUGUACAAAUGACCGAAUUACCGACAUCACCAUGGUCACAUUGCAGCCGUGGUAAUUUACCGACAGGUGAGAAAAUUCUAGUAAUUACAGAAUUAUUUUCGAAGUUCCCGAUUGUUGAAUUUAUGAAAUCUACGACGUUCAAUAUUGUAUCUACUCGCCUUGAUAAUCUCUUUUCAAUUUUUGGUUAUCCCGAAAUGAUAAAAACGGUAAUGGACCCCCUUGGGACAGUCAUGAAAUUGAUCUAUUUUUUAAAUCACGUGGUAUUGUACAUGACAGUUCAAUUCCUUAUUGGCCCAGAAGCAACGGGCAAGCAGAGCGUUUUAUGCCAAACUUGA